Molecule: messenger RNA, 246 nt
Organism: Arabis nemorensis
Lineage: Eukaryota; Viridiplantae; Streptophyta; Magnoliopsida; Brassicales; Brassicaceae
Source: the annotation of a GenBank genome assembly
AUGGAUCUUAAUUGGCGUUUUCUUAAUCGGAGGUCAAGGGUUUUCCUUGAUUCUAGUACUCUCUCGAGUGUUGGUGCCAUUGGAGCUUGUUAUAGAUCUUUCUGUGACUACGAUCGAAGCUUUUGUGUGUUGGCCCAGCUACUUCAUCUUCAGGUUCUACUGGAAAGGCGCGACCGUGUCUUAGUUCAGCGUUUCAGCUCUAGUGGCGUUGGCUCAUUUUCCUAUUCUAUCGCUAGUUUAGUAUAA